GCGCUCCUCUGGCUUUAUAACGCCGGGCUGUCCGCUCGGUCCGGCUCACAGCAGACCGGUUUCUGAUGCUCAGUCCGACAUGAAGGCAGUCAGCCCGGCGCGAUCGGUCCGGACUAACCUGUGCGGUCCAACGGAACACGUGCUGGGUGUGUCCCGGAGUAAAAGCCCGCCGGACGAGCCGCCGGUGCUGCUGCUCAACAUGAAUGACUGUUACAGCCUGCUGAGGCAGCUGGUGCCCAGCCUGGCCGCCGACAGCACCGUCAGCAGGACGGAGAUCCUGCAGCAUGUGAUAGACUACAUCCUGGACCUGCAGAGCACGCUGGAGUCCAGCUCCACCUGCCGAGGAGUCCAGCAGCACUGCCGGAGACCUCCGACCUCCAUCACCCCCAACAUCGGCGUCCUCACCCGCCAGGUAGGAACCGGGGGCUGCUGCCGGAGACACGACACGCCGGAGUUCAGGCGAGCAGUUCGUCCUGCAGACAGACGGAGCCGGAGGAGAAGGGGCUGCUGCGUGGACCGGGAGUGUGAAGCCGGAGCUCUGCAGGCAUCUUGUCAGGUCCGUGUGUUUGAAACCGUCCUUCGGAGGGAAGCUGGGUGUCCGACCGGGACCCCGUGGAGACACGGAGCAGGCUCCUCUGCAGACGCCUUGGCCUGCUGCACACCGGGAGACACCGGGACACGUGGAUGCUGCACCACACGUCUCCUGUGAACCGUUCCCCCCUCUCAGACUUUACUCUGCAACUGUACUGUGUCGCCGUCUCUGCCCAGCAAAAACACGUGGGAAAUUGCACUUUUAUACGAAUAAUAAAUAACAUUCUCUAAAGUACGAUG
Molecule: messenger RNA, 831 nt
Organism: Lampris incognitus (smalleye Pacific opah)
Lineage: Eukaryota; Metazoa; Chordata; Actinopteri; Lampriformes; Lampridae
Gene: id2b
Product: inhibitor of DNA binding 2b
Exons: 3
Coding region: 80-709 (209 amino acids)
Biological process (GO): negative regulation of transcription by RNA polymerase II; cell differentiation; circadian regulation of gene expression
Cellular component (GO): cytoplasm; nucleus
Molecular function (GO): protein dimerization activity; transcription regulator activity
Source: RefSeq, a predicted model, not a curated record